This is a messenger RNA of Venustampulla echinocandica, 732 nucleotides long. RefSeq lists its product as uncharacterized. The transcript has a single exon. The record is from RefSeq and is a predicted model, not a curated record. NCBI's taxonomy places the organism in Eukaryota, Fungi, Ascomycota, Leotiomycetes, Helotiales, Pleuroascaceae. Gene Ontology annotation, biological process: response to hydrogen peroxide; response to salt stress; response to heat. The coding region runs from base 1 to 732 and encodes 243 amino acids.
AUGGCUCUCCUCUCACCAGGAAACCAACAAACAAAGCUUUUCAGCUCUAUGCAGUCAUACCGUGCACUCACACGCCUACCAAUCCAACAAGCAUCAAGAAGACUUAUCAGACCGAAAACGGCACGCAAAAUGUCUCUCUGGCCACGAUCAGCUCUCUCUUCCGAGCCAUCCUUCGGCUCUCUCUUCCGCCUCCUCGAUGAAUUUGAUAACUACCAUGGCGGAAGCGUGAGCGGAAAGGUGGCUCUUCCCAAAGGCUUUAACCCAAAGUUCGACAUCAAGGAGAACAAGGGCGACUACGAACUCCACGGCGAACUUCCCGGCGUUGACCAAAAGAAUGUCAACAUCGAAUUCACAGACGCCAACACCCUAACCAUCCGCGGCCACGUUGAGCGGUCUUACGAAGAGGGUACUCCUCCCAAAGGUUCCAUCGAGGGGCCCAGCCGCGCCGGCGCUAUCGAGGGCAAGAAACCACACAAGGCAACAGUUGAGGAUGAAGGAGGUUCCGCCGUCCAGCAAACAACCCAACAACAGGCGGUGCAAAAGCAGCCUGAGACGAGCGGGGCCGGGAAAAUCUGGGUUUCCGAGCGUAGCGUUGGUGACUUCUCCCGCUCGUUCAGUUUCCCAGACCGCGUCGACCAGGACCACGUCCACGCUUCGAUGAAGAAUGGCAUCCUCAGCGUUGUCGUGCCGAAGGCCAAGAAGGCCGAGGCCCGGAAGAUUCCUAUCUCGUAA